Molecule: messenger RNA, 1203 nt
Organism: Canariomyces notabilis
Lineage: Eukaryota; Fungi; Ascomycota; Sordariomycetes; Sordariales; Chaetomiaceae
Product: lytic polysaccharide monooxygenase
Exons: 1
Coding region: 139-1113 (324 amino acids)
Source: RefSeq, a predicted model, not a curated record
CCCUUGUUUAGUUAACACAGACACUCCUUUUUUCAACAUUCUCUAGGCCGGCGGCCACCUUUUACCAACUCGUGAAGAGAAAACAGCCAUUCGCUUUUGGAUAUCCUCGGGCAGAGCAACACCUUACCACUACCGACCAUGUAUUUCACAACCGCCACCGUGCUGGCCCUUGCCAGCAGCGUCUCGGCCCACACCUUGAUGUACAGCGCCUGGGUCAACGGAGUCGACCAGGGCGACGGCCGCAACGUCUACAUCCGCUCUCCUCCCAACAACUCUCCGGUGAAGGACCUCUCGAGCCCUGACCUCGUCUGCAACGUCAACGGCGGCAAGGCCGCAUCCUCCUUCGUCUCAGCCGCCGCCGGCGACACGCUCACCUUCGAGUGGUACCACAACACGCGCGGCGACGACAUCGUCGACCUCUCCCACAAGGGCCCCAUCAUUACCUACAUCGCCCCGUACACAGAAGGCAACGGCGCGAGCGCCAUCUGGACCAAGAUUGCCGAGGACGGGUUCGCCAACGGCAAGUGGGCCGUCGAGACGCUGGUCGCCAACAAGGGCAAGUACGACUUCAAGCUGCCCUCGAGCCUCGCCGCGGGCAAGUACCUCGUUCGUCAGGAAAUCAUUGCCCUGCACGAGGGCGACGUCGCGUACAGCUCCAACCCGGCCCGUGGCGCCCAGUUCUACCCGUCUUGUGUGCAGGUCGAGGUGACCAGCGGCGGCUCGGCUGUCCCCAGCGAGAACUUUGACUUCAACACAGGCUACACCUACUCGGACCCGGGCAUCGUCUUCAACAUCUACGGGUCUGUCACCAGCUACCCCAUCCCCGGCCCGGAGGUCUGGAGCGGUGCGUCCUCGGGCGGCGGUUCUGCUCCGGUCGCUAGCUCCUCGACCCGUGUUGCGAGCUCGACCGCUGUCGCCGCUCCUACUUCCACCGCUGCCGCCUCCACCACGGCGGUUGCUUCGCCCACCACCACCCUCGUUACCUCGGUGAGAACCUCGUCGGCUCCGGCGGCCACGAGCACGACGCCCUCGAAGCCCAGCUGCGGUGGCAAGAGGAAGAGGAGGAGCGUUUCGAGGGCCAAGAAGGUCAAGAAGACGGCUAUUGGUGUUUAAAUGAUGGUCUGACAGACACCCAACUGAGCAGCCGGUGGUUUUUCGCUUGCUGUUCUUGCACCCCGCCACGGGGGUGGAUUUUGAUGGCAC